Molecule: messenger RNA, 1422 nt
Organism: Eremomyces bilateralis CBS 781.70
Lineage: Eukaryota; Fungi; Ascomycota; Dothideomycetes; Eremomycetales; Eremomycetaceae
Product: MFS general substrate transporter
Exons: 5
Coding region: 1-1422 (473 amino acids)
Biological process (GO): transmembrane transport
Molecular function (GO): transmembrane transporter activity
Source: RefSeq, a predicted model, not a curated record
AUGGCACUUGCCAACAAAGCCAUCGAUGACAUCGGGAUGACCAGAUUUCAGUGGAAGUUGUUCUUCCUCAAUGGAUUUGGAUAUGCUGUCGACUCGCUCCUGGUCGUGAAUCAAUCAAUUGCGAACCCAGCCGUUAAGCGCGAAUAUGGGCAGCCCGACAAACAUAUUUCGGGCAUUCCACUUGCAUCACAGGUUGGUCUUCUUGUCGGUGCUGGUCUUUGGGGGUUUACCGCAGAUAUCAUCGGAAGAAAGCUCGCGUUCAAUACCAGUCUUUACUCUUGCGCCAUCUUCGUCCUGAUUGCCGGAGCCAUGCCCAACUACAUCUCAUUCGCGACGCUUGUGGCCCUCUACUCAGCAGGUGCCGGUGGGAACUAUAUCCUUGAUGCCACCAAUUUCCUGGAAUUCCUGCCGACCUCACAUCACUGGCUGGUCACCUUCAUGGCUGUCUGGUGGGCAGUUGGCUACAUGAUCACAGGUUUCUUCGCCUGGGGCUUCAUGAGCAACUUCUCCUGCUCCCCGAAGGCAACGUCUGAAAGCUGCCACCGCGCGGACAAUAUGGGGUGGCGAUACCUCCAUUUCACCAGUGGUGCACUGGUCAUCGUUCUGGCAUUUAUCCGAGUCUUCGCCAUUAAGAUGGUGCAAACCCCACGUUGGUUGGUCAGCCAGAACCGAGAUGAAGAGCUGAUCCAGAUCCUCGACGAUUUGGCAAGGAAGCACGGUCGAUCACAUUCUCUGACGCUGGAGGAGCUUUCAGGCCAAGGCACAGUUGCGCAUACCGAGAAGUCGGUCUGGUCUUCAUUUCGACUGAAGAAGCAUGUCACGGGUUUGUUCCAGACAAAAAAGCUGGCGUGGUCGACGACACUGAUCCUGUCCAAUUGGUUUGUCAUUGGAAUGGUCAGCCCGCUCUACUCAGUGUUCUUGCCAUUCUAUCUUCAAUCUCGCGGUGCCGAGUUUGGUGACGGUUCGAAUUAUCAGACUUGGAGAGACUAUGCUAUUAAUCAUGUGGUGGGUAUCCUGGGUCCAAUCAUUGCCGCAGUGUUGGUUGAAACGCAGUACAUCGGUCGUCGGGGCACAUUAGCCAUUGGCGCAGCUACGACCAUGGCGCUACAGUUCGGCUACACCCAGAUCACGAACGAAGCCGGGAAUGUGGGAUUGUCUUCUGCGAUCAGCGCUGCGUCCAACAUCUAUUACGGCACAAUCUAUGCCUAUACUCCGGAGAUUCUUCCAUCCGCUCAUCGUGCUACCGGAUAUGGCCUUUGUGUUGUGGUUAAUCGCAUUGGUGGUAUUCUGGGGGUUCUUGUCGGAAGCUAUGCUAAUGUCGAGACUACGGCGCCGCUGUUUGUCUGCGCAGCUUUGUUUGGCUUGCUCAUUAUUCUCAGCUUGCUGUUACCGUUUGAAUCCAGGGGCAAGAGAGCGCAGUAG